AUAUUAUUUACUUAUUCUUGUUUCUUCAAAGACUCCAGAGAUGAAAUACAGAAUUGGUAUCAAUUAAACACAAUUGCAGGGUUGGCACUAUUUCAAGAUUUUCAAUGAACCAGACAUCCAAGACACCAAACCCUGCUGAUUCAUUGUCCAUUUGCACCAGUGUAGACCAAAGAGAACAAAGACGGUCAAGAGCUCCUAGUUCCUCUCCUUCAAGCAAUGCUGUGCACAACCAUCGCAUAGCCAAAGAAAGGGUUUUUGAAACCUGACAUUUCCUCAGAGUCCCCUGCUGACUUAAUCAUGGCAAAUAUUGCAUGUCAUUUGUUUGCCACGCAUGGACCUGGCUGAUGGUAGUAGUAGUAAUUCACCACCGCUGUGCGCCGGUUCCUGGAGUGCACUCCAGUGAUGGUGUCGUGCACGUCAGCACAUAGACAUGACAACCAGGAUCAUCACCAAACUGAGGCUAAGCUUGGAAUGGAGUACUGGCUUACUAGCUCGCUGUACACUUGAUGUAUCAAGUAAAAGAAAAAAGAAAAAUGUUGAAUUAGUAUGUAUAAUGUAACUAAAUGUUUCAAACAUUGUUGAUCUCAUUAUUAUAAUUCAGUAAGAAGCAUUCUUAUGUCAUUAUGGGAAUGCAAAUAAUAAUUUCAUGAUCCAGGUUUAUGUAAAUAAAAUGUUGUAACACAGUGAGUUAAAAUAAUGAGUCAAAAGAAUUUUAAAAUCCAAGGCUGAAUUUACUUCCACACUGUAAUGGAAGGUCAAGUUUAGUGCAUUGUAUUGUGGGGUACAAUUCCACAAAGUGUGUUUUAGUUGUAUUCUGCAACUCUCUGGGCAAAUGUAGGUCAUAGGUAUUUUAUGUCCAAAAAUGUGCACAAUAUUUACUACAUACUGCAGAAAUAAGAAGUAAUGUGGUAUUUUCUGAACAUUGCCCCCAAACAUUUAUAGGUAUGAUAAUAUACUCCACAUUAAAAGAUGAAAAGGCUGAGGAAUUAUUAGGUUAAUCAGUUGUAGAGUUAUUAGUAGUAGCAGCAGCAGCAGUAGUAGUAGUAGCAAUGCUAAUAUUUCUUACUCCAGAACAAAUGCACUUGCAUGCGACUUUAAAUUAGAAAGAGGCAAUUCUUCGUGGACACUUAAUUUUCUCUGGCCAAUCAAAUGUGUUUACUUUUACACAUAGCGACGCUGUCAGCCAAUAGGAGCAUAUCAUGUGAGAAAGCGGAAGACAUGGCGCUGCGCAUAGGACGUGCUUACAGAAGAGAGUCUGUGUUGGGGAUAAGUCGUCUACUUUUAUCUGCAGUUCCCUGGUGUCAGUCGAGCCAGCGUACCCACCAUACUCCUGGCACCUCUCUGAAGUACAUACCACGCCGCGCCGUCCUGUACGUUCCCGGCAAUGACGAGAGAAAACUGCAGAAACUAACUUCUCUGGAUGUGGACUGUGCCGUUCUCGACUGUGAGGAUGGAGUCGCCCUCAACAAGAAGAUGCUGGCCGAGUUGGAUCUGGGGCGUACGGAGAAGUGUGUGCGGGUGAACUCGGUAUCCAGUGGCCUGGCUGAGGCUGACAUGGAGGUUAUUCUGCAGGCAGACGUGCUCCCCGCAGCUCUCAUGCUGCCAAAGGUGGAGGACGCAGGAGAGGUGCAGUGGGUGAGUGAGUCUUCUAGCUUUUUAAAUGAGUAGUUCACAA
Messenger RNA from Carassius auratus (goldfish), 1675 nucleotides. Its product is annotated as citramalyl-CoA lyase, mitochondrial-like. The transcript has 5 exons. Gene Ontology annotation, molecular function: (S)-citramalyl-CoA lyase activity. The record is from RefSeq and is a predicted model, not a curated record. The coding region runs from base 1150 to 1668 and encodes 172 amino acids. Lineage: Eukaryota; Metazoa; Chordata; Actinopteri; Cypriniformes; Cyprinidae. Gene Ontology annotation, biological process: regulation of cobalamin catabolic process.